AUGGACUCUCCCCAGAAGCUGCUGAGCAUCGGAUUGCUGCUGUGCUCUCUGUCUUGCCUCUUGCCGGAGACUGUAACUUCCUCACCGUCGCCUUUAUCUGCCUUUGGAACAGAAGAUAAAGCAGGAUCAAAACUACGCUCGAGGGAAAAUCACAGGUCCUGGCUGAGCAACUUCAGGGAGUAUUUGGGGGAUCUCAUCAAGAGCUCCAUAUCUCCAGCAGCCAUUUUUGCUUUGCUUAUCAUCACAGCACUGAUGGGGACCCUCUGCUGCCUCACGUAA
Diceros bicornis minor is the source of this 279-nucleotide messenger RNA. RefSeq names its product small integral membrane protein 9 (gene SMIM9). The record is from RefSeq and is a predicted model, not a curated record. NCBI's taxonomy places the organism in Eukaryota, Metazoa, Chordata, Mammalia, Perissodactyla, Rhinocerotidae. The coding region runs from base 1 to 279 and encodes 92 amino acids. The transcript is spliced from 2 exons.